UGAAGUCAGAAUUGCGUCAGAUGUACUAACCACCCGCUGCGUCCAUAAACAAAAUAUAGGUGCAAGUUCUGACUCUGCCCCAGAGAUCUAUCGUAGUAACCUUUGGAACCGGCAUACAUAGCCUCUUAGAUAUCCUCGGGUAGUUUAGAAAGGAAGCAGAAACGUAUUCGAUUAUCAACUACAGAUAAUAUAUUUAUACUUUGAAGCGACAACACAAAGUUCUCAGACGAUCCUACUUCUUACAAUAUUCUUACGCGAAUAAUAGAAAAAAUAAACGAACCGUAAGUGUGUCGACUAGUGCAACUAUACCGCAGAUUUUUUUAUUUUUAUUUAUAAACGAGAUUUCUCGUUGAACUUUGGAUAAAGCUGAACCUAGGAUCGCAGUCGAUAAAUUCACUAAAUUGUCGGACGCUAGUUUUAGUGAUAUCGUCGAAGUGAUCGAAUCGGAUACCGAAAUUUCCUUGUGUCAACUACGCAGACGUGAUGUCGAGAAUCAUAGUGAACACCUUGAGGUCUUCAAGGAACCUCCAACAAAUCAGAUGCGUCUCCACCAUUCCAAGAAACUUCACAAAAUGCCAAAGAAAAACGUUCCACCAGAAGAAAGGAAUAGUCAGCGUUAUCCAGAGAGCACAACACACUUCCCCGGUAACAAGUAGGCUUGGGGACGUAGUCAUAGAGUCUCCUUUCAAGGGCAGCCCAACCCCAAACCAGAACCUUGUCGAAUUCCUUUUCAACGAUCUUGAAGAAAACGCUAUGGAGUUUGAUUCUUUAACUUGCGGAUCGACUGGCAGAUCUUACAAUUUUGGAAUGAUGAACAUGCUGAUACACAAAUUUGCGCAGGCUGUCAUCGAGCAUUGCCAGAUGAAACCUAGAGAGGUUAUAGGAUUGCUUCUUCCCAAUAUACCGGAAUAUGUGGUAGUUUGCCAUGGAGCCAUGAAAGCAGGACUUCCUGUGACUUUUGUCAAUCCUUUAUACACAGCUAAUGAAAUAAAGAGACAGUUCCAAAACUCCGAGGUGAAGCUGAUAGCCACGGUUCCUCAACUGUUGGACGUGGCUCUAGAGGUUGGGUCCGAACUGGUUGGUUACAGAGGCACAAUCUGCGUAGGUGGCGAAGAUGACCUGGGCAAAAGAGUGUUCGGACUCAGAAGCCUCCUGAUGGCAGAUUACGAAACCGAACUACCUGGUAUAAAUCCAAGGGAACUGGCUAUCAUACCCUAUUCGAGUGGCACCACUGGAGUUCCCAAAGGUGUGAUGCUGUCCCACCACAAUCUGGUAUCGAACAUGACACAAAUAAUGCAUCCUGAUAUCAAAAUAGAUAACGAUCCAGAUUCCCCAUCAACAGUCUUCACAGUUCUGCCAUUCUUCCACAUAUUCGGCUUCAACUCCAUACUCAACAUCAGUCUUAAGCUCAGACUGCAUCUGGUGACUCUUCCUAGAUUUGCUCCAGAAGAUUACAUCAAGUGCUUGGUGACUUACAAGCCUAGACUCUUGUUCGUAGUACCAUCCUUGGUUACUUUUCUGACAGAAAAUAGCAACGUUCGCAAAGAACACUUGGCCAGCGUUGAAAACAUAGAGUCUGGAGCUGCCCCACUUUCCGAUGGUCUGUUGCAGAGGUUCAAGCAGAAAUUUGGUGAACACAUCCAAGUCAGACAAGGAUAUGGCAUGACAGAAAGCUCGCCUGUCACUCUACUCAAUCCUAAAAUCCCCUUACCAACAAAACACAGUUCGAUCGGUGUACUUGUACCGGAUACUUUUGGUAGAGUUGUAGAUCUUGCAACUGGAGAUACGUUAGGACCAAACAAGCCUGGAGAAUUGCAAGUUAAAGGGCCUCAAAUAAUGAUGGGGUAUCUAAAUAAUGAAAAAGCUACUAACGAAACUAUCGAUGAAGAUGGUUGGUUACACACCGGAGACAUUGCUUAUUACGAUGAUGAUAAAUACUUCUAUAUUAUAGAUAGGUGUAAAGAAUUGAUAAAGGUCAAAGGAAACCAGGUUUCCCCAACAGAAUUGGAGAAUCUGCUUCUUGAAAUUCCCGAUGUUUCGGAUGCUGCUGUAGUUGGAGUUCCUGAUGCUUUAGCAGAUGAAGUACCUAGAGCAUUUAUUGUGAAGAAGGAAGGAUCUGAACUUACCGAUAAGGAUAUAUUGAAAUAUGUUAACGCAAGGGUAGUACAUUAUAAGAAAUUGGCUGGUGGUGUAGUGUUUAUAGACGUAAUUCCUAGAAAUCCAAGUGGAAAGAUUUUGAGGAACGAACUGAAGUUGAAUGAAUGUAAAUAUGUAAAAAAUUGAGAUUAUAAUUAAGAUGAAUUUACAGCGAGAUUUGUAACAUUUGAUAUUAAAUUGAGAGACAUUUUUUUUAUUAAUUAUACGAAGACAAUCCUAA
Molecule: messenger RNA, 2377 nt
Organism: Harmonia axyridis
Lineage: Eukaryota; Metazoa; Arthropoda; Insecta; Coleoptera; Coccinellidae
Product: probable 4-coumarate--CoA ligase 1
Exons: 8
Coding region: 484-2283 (599 amino acids)
Biological process (GO): long-chain fatty acid metabolic process; fatty-acyl-CoA biosynthetic process
Molecular function (GO): long-chain fatty acid-CoA ligase activity
Source: RefSeq, a predicted model, not a curated record